Messenger RNA from Colletotrichum truncatum, 492 nucleotides. Its product is annotated as snoal-like polyketide cyclase family protein. The record is from RefSeq and is a predicted model, not a curated record. Lineage: Eukaryota; Fungi; Ascomycota; Sordariomycetes; Glomerellales; Glomerellaceae.
AUGCGAGCCUCCUCAAUUCUUACUCUGGGCGUCAGCGCCCUCGCCUGGGCAAAGAGCGCGGCGACUUUCCUGCCACUCCAAGGCUCAUCGGCACCUUACUGUCCGCCUCGCCCAGCAACUCCUGAGGAGCAGAGAGCUAUUCUCGGUGAAUUUAUUCAGGCGUUUUACGAAGAGAGGAAUGCGACCAAAGCUCUACUAAAUCACGUCGCGGAGGACUACAUCCAGCACAAUCCGAACGCUCUCUCCGGUCGUCAGAACACGCUUGCCGUUUUGGCGCCUUUCGUUUCCCCGAAUACGGUUAAGAACAAAAUCAUGAACCAGGGCCUUGACAACAAUAUCGCAUUCAUUCAUUAUCGCAUGGAUCUUGCCGCAGGUGGAGAACCUUUCGCUGUGGUGGAUGUCUUCAGGUUCAACGGAACUUGCAUAAUGGAGCACUGGGAUGUUGCACAGCAGCGGCCUGCCAAUGCGACUAACCCCAUCGCCAUGUUCUAA